AUACUUUAGUAUCAAUUCGUGAUGGCCACCCGCCAUUAAGUAAAAACGUGUCCGCAGAAGAAAAACAAUUUCAAACGUUUUUGUUGACGAAACUGUCAAAAAUAUAGCUGGUUUCGCUGCGGAAAACAAAAAUACAGUGAAAGCAUAUGAUUUCCACUCAAUUUCAACGUGAUAAGGUCAAAAAAAGUGCAAAAGAAUGUGCGUGAAAAAUAUUUGAAAGAAAUACCAAGAACAGCAACAAAAGAACAGUAACUAAACGCCACUGGAAGUCAAUAAUAGGAAGACAACAAACAAAUAAAUUUAUUAAGAAUAAAGAUGAACUGAAAUGUGCAAAUUUGAUCAACGUAAUUAUGCCAAUUCACAUAAUUUUUUCGAUUUCAACGUGAAAAAUGUCGUCGACACAAUUGCUGCACUCGUUAUUGUUGUUGCUACCACUGCGUUGUCGUCGUAAUUGCAAUAAACUAAUCUCUUUGGCCCUGUUGUUGCUCUCAGCGCUGUUUGCAUACAACGAGCAACGACAGCAGCAGACGGCAGCAGAGGCAGCGGACGACGACGGCAGAAGCAGCAACAGCAGCAGCAGCAGCGGCGGAGGAAGCGGCCCAGCAGUAACAAAAACAACACAAACAACAUCAGCAAGAAGUUAUCCAACAGUUACGUUGGACACGUCUUUGUACACAGCAGUAGCAACUGCCGUGGCCGUGGUCGAACGGCGUACGAACAAAAAAGCCGCCAGCAGCAACCGGAGCCGGGACGUGGGUACGGGCACGGAAACGGAAACGGGCACAGGGGCUGCGUAUAUUAGCUGGCAGAGCAGCCAUUGCCACCGCAGCCCCGGUGCUCAGUCGGAGGCGCAGGCAGAGCAGCCGGUGCUGCGUUCACCAACAACAGCAACAACAAAUAAGACUCGCUCGGCGUUAACGUUGACGUCGUUACAUAAGCUUAAGAGCAGCAUAUCUCCUCCAUCCAUAGACGCUUCUUUUGCGAGGCUAACAACAGUAGCAACAACAACAGUAACAGACACAGAAGCUGCUGCUGCAAAAACUAGAACAACGAAUCUGUUGAAAGACUCGUGUAUAGAAGCAGCAACACAAACACAAGGAGUAACAAAUCGCUGCUGUAGGAAUCUGAAGCAGCCGUUGCCAGUGGUCGUUGCGGGAUUAGCCAUUGGCAGUUGCCACUACAUAGCACCGAUAGCAACUUAAGAGCCACCGCCACCAUCACCCCUCACCUACUACAGCAAUCAGCAAUAUAAUCAGACAACAUUAGCCACAACAAACAAUUCCACAAACACUUAACAGCAGCAAAACAACAACGUUCCAUACAACACACAACAUCCAAAAGAGAAGAAGACGAAGACGAAGGAAAAACAGCCACAAAAUGUCGAAACUAUCAUUUAGAGCACGCCACUUGGAUCCGUCCAAGCAGAUGCCCAUCUACUUGGCGGAGGAGUUGCCCGAUUUGCCAGAGUAUUCGGCCAUUAAUCGCGCUGUGCCACAAAUGCCAAGUGGCAUGGAAAAAGAGGAAGAGUCGGAGCAUCAUCUGCAGCGGGCCAUUUGCACUGGUCUUAUUAUACCCACGCCAGAGGUGUUGCAAACGGAUCAGCCGUUCUAUGAUGCCUAUUAUCCGCCAGACUACAAAAUGCCCCGCCAAAUGAUUCACAUGCAACCCUUGGGCCUGGACACAGAGGUGCCAGACUAUGACAUGGAUAGCGCGGAUGAGGAUUGGCUGAACCAGCAGCAACGCUUGCAGCUGACUGAGUUGAGGUUCGAACAAAUGAUGGAUCGGCUGGAAAAGAGCUCUGGCCAAACAGUCGUCACACUCAGUGAGGCAAAAACGUUGCUUAAUCAAGACGACGAGACUAGCAUAUCAGUGUACGACUACUGGCUGUACAAGCGCCUUAAAAUGCAACAUCCGCUGAUACUCACCGUCAAGACGGAGAGCCGACCUGGGGCAAGCUCUAAUAAUCCCUAUCUGGCGUUUCGACGACGCACUGAAAAGAUGCAAACACGAAAGAAUCGCAAAAACGACGAAGCCUCCUACGAGAAGAUGCUUAAGCUGCGACGCGACUUGCAACGCGCUACAACUAUAUUGGAAAUGGUGCGACGUCGCGAGGAAACAAAGCGAGAUCAUCUCAAGAUGACAGUUAAUAUCUUUGAGAAACGUGUGGAAAUGCGCGACUUUAACGGUGCAGUCUACUCGGAGCUGAAUGCCCAAUAUAAGAACUCGAGACCCGUAUACAAUUCGUUGUAUACGAAUCAAUACUCACAAGGCGCACCGGCGGCUGGCACAACAGCGAGUGGGGCUCUGCUGGCCGGCGGUGGUGUGCUGCCUCCAGGCAUAUUGGCAGCAGGAGCAAACAACAACACGGCCGUCUAUGGGCAGGCAUCGCAGUACCUGAACACAUCGAGUCUGACCAUGGAUGGCAUCAGUGCUAGCAGUGGCAACGGUAGCAGCAGUCGAAAGGAGAAACGGCCGUAUAAAAAACGCAAGCACAAACUUCCGCGUGAGAAGCAAUUGCAGCAGCAGCAACAUCAGCAGCAGCAACAACAACAGCAGCAGCAGCAACAACAGUAUUUGCCGGGCCUGAGCCUGGCGUCUUCAGCGUCGGGCAUUUCACCUGCGCACCUGCAUCGCCUUAAUCGCCAGAGCUCUUCGCCGGCAGGCAACGAGUCAAUUGUGGACAGCGAUGAGGACGACUAUCUUGCCGUCGGCGCCCAGAAUGGCAACAAGCUGGGCUCCGAGAGCGAGGAGGAGGCUCCGUUUGCAUUUAGACGCAGGUCCAGGUGUAAUUACCUGCGGACGCGUGGAGUUGACGAAGGUCGUUGGCCCUGGGAGUCGCCGGCUGAGUACGAUGAGGAAGCGCCGCCCGGUGCGGCAGUUGGUCCUGACGCUAAAUACCGUUACACGCUAACGUCGAUCAACUAUUAUAGGCCACGGUGCAUAGGCUUUGCGCGUAGGCGUCUGGGUCGCGGUGGUCGCGUGCUGCUUGACCGGGCCAGUAGCUGUUACGACGAUCUGUGGUCUCAGUUCGAUUAUACGGUAUUGGACAGUGUAGUGAAGAGCGGCAAGCCUUUGAAGCACGAUCUUAAGCAGCAACUGUCCAAGCCCAGCUCCCCGCCAACCGUUGUUGAUCUGCCCACUUGCAAGGCGGAUAAGAUUACCGGGGAUGGCAGCGCAACUCCCGAGGCGGUCCUUAAGGUUGAGCCGCCCGGGGAACAGGUGCUGCCCAAGGAGGAGCGGCAGGAAGAUGAGGAAGAAGAUGAUGAAGAAGAGGAGGAUGACCUGUGCACAGAGGAUGAGAAUGUCUCGCGUCUAAGCAUCUACAGCUCGGCGGUGACGUUGCAGCAAAGUCCCUUCGAUAAGCGCAUGAAACGCCGCCGAAUGCACCGCAAGAAACAGCAAUUGCGGGAGCAGAAUGCUGCGAAACGUCUGAAGAGCGCCGUCAUUGAUAGCGAAGACGGCGUGGCUAUGGACGAGGAUACGCCGCGUCUACUUCCACUGCCUAGAUCGUAUUUGCAACGUUUGGCACUGACACUGCAUUCGACGACGACGGCGGCGGCGGCUGCGGCAGCUGCAGCUGUGAACCAAAUGCAGGCGGAAGUGUUAACGGAUGCAAAUGCGAUGAGUUUGGAAAAGCAGCCGCAGCAGCAGCAGCAGCAGCCAGAGCUGGAGCUGAAGCAGGAAAUAUGCGAUGAGCUGAUAGAGCAGUCACGCCACGCUAAUCAUCAGCACCACCGUUCCAAUAAUAAUAAUAAUAACAACAACACCGUGUUUAAUAAUAACAACAACAACAAUAGUAGUAGUAGUAAUAUGAAUAAGAAUGUUAGCAUUAGCGAAAAAUUCAAUGUGAUAAAAGUGGAGGAAGCGGAUGCGGACGGAGAUGAUGGGACAACUCUGAGUGAGCAGCCGGUGGCCUCUACCUCGGCAGCAGCAGCUGCAGCACGCGCUGCCGAAGCGGCAGCUGCAGCAACAACAACAAACGCAAUUGGAUCUGCAAAUUCAGCGGUCGAAGUCGAGGAAGUGGCCAGGACGAUAAAGCGCGAACUGAUCGAUGCCGAUGACUCCAAUGAGCCCCUGAGCAGCAUACGCACAGCGGCGUCUAUGCAGAGCAAGCAGCAGCAGCAGAAGGAGGAGGACUUCAUGGACGAUGAUGAGGCCGAAGAUGAUGUAAAUCUGGCACAGCUCAGCAGCAUUAUACGGCACACAGCGGUCAAGAAAGAGCUGCAAGCGCAGCAACAGCAACAGCAGAAAAGGCAAAAGCAGGAGCAGCAACAGCAGCUGGAGAGCCAGAGCCGAUGCUUCAACCAGAUGCCCGAUGUCAUUCGUCUGCACAAUAAACAACUGCACAUUGAUGCUGGGGAGCUGGAUGCGACUGCAUCAGCGCCAACAGAGGACGACAGCGAAGCCUACGACUAUAUGGGCGGACUGUCGCCGACAUCUAGCCAGCGCCUGGACAUCUGCAAUGAACUGCUGUCGGAGAUCAGGCGCGACUGGCUGCACUUUCGGCCAAAGACGCCUACGGACGAGCUGUCGGACAGCAAUCACGAGGACGAGGACAAUGGCAAGCUGUGCGAUGCUGCGGCCGUGGACUGGACACAGGAUACGCCCAUUAGCAUCGAGCUGAGUCUCUUGGGCAAGGGCAGUGACGACUUCGAUGCCGCAAACGAGGCCCACUUCAUGAGCACCGCCUUCAAGUACACGGAUCUCGACGCGGAUGCUCAACUGCUGCAGACCGCCUACGCGCUAGAUUAUGCACGCGACAGCAGCAAUCGAAGUCCCGAUAACACAAAUGGCGACUGCUCCGACUCUGGUUCGGGCUUGGGAUCGGGUUCAGGUUCCGGCUCUGCGUUGGAGUUCAAUCUCAGCUGCGGUGAUUCGCUCAACGACAUCAAUUUGUUGGGUGAUGAUCUGGUCAACAAUAUAUUGCACGAGUGCAGCAUGGAUGAUCCCAAGAAUAAUGCUACCAACUUCUGGAACAUCCUUGACGGUGAGACGGCAGUCGACGAUGUCGACAACGCUGAAAGCCUACUCGACUGCAAAACCACCAACGCCUCUGAACUGAAGCGCACGGCACGCCAUCGUGCACACAAUCGAGGCCCAACGGCUCCCCUCGGUAGCUCCAGCUUUAAAACGGCUGAAGUGCAGUCGUCCUUCUUCUGCCAAGCAGCGCCCGUUAAACAGGAACCGCCGCCGGAGGCAUCGCCAGACGCUGCACCGCCAGAGACAACGUUACCGAUCAAGGUGGAACCAAUGGAAGCCAUAUCCACACCGCCGAUCGCGUUGCCACACACAGCAGAAAUUACCUUAACGACAACCUCGCCCGCCAAUGCAGUCCCAGUAGCUACAGCUCCGGCUGUGCCAGUGCCAGCACCAGCACCAGCACCACAACUGGUGCCCACGUCAACUUCAGCGCCGUUGAUUGCCACCAGCACAGCAGCCACCCAUCUGCUUAACAUACCCGCCCAAAUCACAACGCAACAGCAGCCGCAACAGCAGCAGCAACAGCAGCAGCAACAGCAGCAGCAACAGCAGUCGCAACAGCAGCAGCAACAGCAACUGCCUCAGCAGUCGAAACCUGCACAGGUGGCUGUGACACAGCAGCUGCUAAAUCAGUUUGCCGCUAGCGCGGCACCAGCUGCCACGCAGCUGAUCGCGAGGACUGAGUUUGUGAGCAGUGGCACGGCCGUUGGGGAUAUUGUGACCAUAACGCCGCAUACGGGCAGCAGUCCGCUGCCGGCGUUGACACCGCAGCAGCAACAGCUGCAGCAUCAGCUGGCGCAGGCGCAGCUACGGAAUGUCACAGUGCAGCAGAGACAGGCGACACCCCAGCAGCAACAAGUGCAGCAAGUGCAGCAGGUGCAGCAACAACAGCAGCAGCCACAACAGUUUCUGCUGCAGAUGCAGCGUGAUAUUGUCGGCUCACCGGCUGUGAUCUCCUCGCAGAGCAUUGUGACGUCACGCAGUGGCAACCAUAUGAUAUACACGACGAGUAGCGGCGAGAUUAUGACAGCGGCCGGCCAGGUGGGCGCCCAGAAGGUGACCUAUGCCAUACAGAAGAGCGGCGGCGGCAGCAGUGCCUCCAUCGGACCCAACACUGUCAUCACGCUGUCCAACGUUAAGCUGCAGAACGACGACAGCUCGGCGUCCGCCUCACAGCCGUCGAGUGUCAAUAUCAUCAACACGGCCAGCGGGCAGCAGUUGGCGGUGCACAGCAUUUCGGGUAUCCAACAACAGCAGCAGCAGCAGCAACUGCAACAGCAGACAACGAGCAGCACGCCACUCAUUGUGACCACGCGCAACAACAACGCCCACCAGCAGCAGCAGCAGCAACAGCACCAGCAACAACAGCAGCAGCAGCAGCAGCAACAACUCGUACAGCAGCAGCAGCAGCCGAUUGUUUGGCGUCAGGUGAGCGGCACCAACACAGCGGUGGCCACCACAGCGGUGCUCUCCAGCACCACAACUGAUUCUGCAACAGCCGUGGGCAAUAAGAUUGUGUGGACGAGCCGCGCCACCCAGAAGCGACAGAACGGCCCCGAAAACACAGAUUAUAACAAACUGCUGCUGAACCGGAAGUUCGCGCAGCGUAAGGUGGUGCAGCAGGCGGUGACACAGCAGGCCGUGACGCAGCAGCAGUUCCAGCUAACGAAACAACAGCUGCAACAGUUGGUGCAGCAGGAAGAUGAGCUGGUGGCUAGUGGUGCUGGCGAGCAGCUGACACUGCAGGACGGCAGCGAUGCACUGCAGCAGCAACAGCAACAGCAGCAACAACAUCAACAUCUGCAACAGCAGCAGCAGCAACAUCAGCAACUGCAAAAGUUCAGCAAGGUGAUUAAAAUGUCGCCUUUUCCGCUGAUUGUGUCGGACCUCAAUCAGCCGCAGCAACAGCAGAAGCCCAAUUCAGCAGCGACCAUUGCGGCCAAUCACAACUACAGCCUGCAGCCGGCAACAGCCAUAAUCACCUCCCAGGCGGGGCCACAGCAGGCCAACAAGAUCUUCCUCACGAGCAAUAGCAGCGGUGGCAGCGGCGGCAAUUUCAUAGCCACGGCCAGCGAACUGCAGGCAGCUGUGGCUGCCAGCAACGCGGGUCAGCAGAAGAUCCACUACAAGGAGCUGCCCAAUGCCAAUGUCAAGUUGAACUUCGUGAGCACUGCCACGACAGGCAAUGCGGCCGACACGCUGGUGAGCCAAGCGUCACAGCAGCUGGGCGCCACCACUGUGGUGUUGAAUAAGACAGGCUCUCCGCUGCCCACCGCCAUGCAGCAGCAGCAGCUGCAGCAACACCAAAAGCUCAAGGCAGGCGGGGCGCAAGUGCAGGUGCCGGGCUCGGCUGGGGAUAAGCGCGUGCUCUACACGAGCCUGCUGAAUAUGAAGCCAUUGCAGAAGAACAACAGCGGCCAGAUGCAGAUGCAGCUCGGUGCCGCCGGGCUGCAGCAGGUGCUGCGCGGACGACUGAAUAACUCUGGCAUAUUGACGCGAACUCUGCCGCUGGGCACCACUGUCAACAGUACAGGCGGCGGCGGAGGCGGAGGCACGCCGACGACCAUACGCCAGCUAGUCACCAGCAAUGCGAACAAUGUGGGUGCAGCAGCGGAUGCCAUCGCCAAGGAGGUGGGCAAGGUGCAUGUGACUGUGGAGCAGGUGAUUGCUAGUGCCAACAAUGGCGGCGUUGUGCUACCUACCAACACCAAUAACAACAACAACAACAGUAAUAGUAACAACAACAACAAUGCAAACAGCAGCAACAACAACAACAACGGCAGCGGCACAGGUGGAGGCGGAAUGAACGCAACAACGAGCAAUGUGAACGCAACUCCAACGAUAAACAGAUGAGACGCGGACA
This is a messenger RNA of Drosophila hydei, 7843 nucleotides long. RefSeq lists its product as uncharacterized. Gene Ontology annotation, biological process: regulation of transcription by RNA polymerase II. The transcript has 11 exons. NCBI's taxonomy places the organism in Eukaryota, Metazoa, Arthropoda, Insecta, Diptera, Drosophilidae. The record is from RefSeq and is a predicted model, not a curated record. Gene Ontology annotation, cellular component: piccolo histone acetyltransferase complex. The coding region runs from base 1378 to 7833 and encodes 2151 amino acids.